Thunnus maccoyii (southern bluefin tuna) is the source of this 1425-nucleotide messenger RNA. RefSeq names its product dysbindin. Gene Ontology annotation, biological process: negative regulation of protein kinase activity. Lineage: Eukaryota; Metazoa; Chordata; Actinopteri; Scombriformes; Scombridae. The transcript is spliced from 4 exons. The coding region runs from base 250 to 849 and encodes 199 amino acids. The record is from RefSeq and is a predicted model, not a curated record. Gene Ontology annotation, cellular component: cytoplasm.
CGGCUCCACAAAGCCACAAACUUGUUCUCGCCUCAUCCAAGUGGUUCAGAGUCCACGCAGGGAAAGAGGGAAGGAGGGAAGGAGAGCAGUGUGGCAGUCAGCAUCAAUCACUUCAGGGCACUUUGAGUGAACAGAAGAGGCAGGAGAUGAUCGGCAGCCUCUCUGCUGAACUCUCACAGGGCUGACUGGCCAUCAGAACACUGAUUAUCUCUGAUUGAUUAUCUCUGUUUCCUCCGACUCUCCAGCAACAUGAGCUCAUCAUCGGCCAACCUUCACAACAAACGCCUACCAUCGGAGACCGAGCGUGGCCAGAGGCUCCCAGAUGUGGACGCAGCACAGCAGCUCAAACUGAGAGAGAGACAGCGUUUCUUCGAGGAGGUCUUCCAGCAUGACGUGGACGUCUACCUGUCCUCGGCGCACCUUUGUAUCAGAGACUACAAGAGACCUCCCAUCGGAAGCAUCUCGUCCAUGGAGGUGAACGUGGACUUGCUGGAUCAGAUGGAGCUGAUUGACAUCUCUGACCAGGAGGCUUUGGAUGUCUUCUUCAGCUCUGGGGGGGAAGAGGGGGUCCUGACCUCACCUUUGCCAGUCCAAGGAAACAACAACAAUGACGAAGUCAUCAGUAACGGACUCUUUCAACAUGUACUUGAGGGUCUUGACGCCAAGUCCCGCAUGUCUUCCACAUCUUCUAACUCCUCCUCUGACAGCCAGAUCACCAAUGCCAAUGGAGGAGACACCCCUGUAGUCGGGUCAGACGAUGAAGAAACACACACCAGCACAAUCAAGCGGAGAGCCGCAUCCCCAGAGACAGAGAAGGUGAAAACUCAGACUCCAUCAUCAUCUUCGUAGGACGCACUCUCCCCACAAUGAUCUUCACCUGCAUCACAGUAGUUAACACCUUGGCCAGAGACGAAAAGUCGACUUUGCAAUGUGAGCUAUUGAAAGUGGCCACUCCACACACUGGCUCUAAUCACUGUUACUGUUCCUUGAUUUAGGAGUUGUAGGUGGGGUUCUGUGUGUGUUUUGGAGGUGGGGACAAUGAACUGUAAAUAUGAAGAUUUCCUUUUAAUUCUCACCAGUUUCCUUUCCUGUUUUGGCAUGUUUCAGAGGACAACAUCUGUUCCCCUGUUUCUGACCUCACCGGACUUGUAGUUGAUGUAUGAUGUUGAUGAUGUUUCUAAAUUUUGUACAGUAUUAACACAACCCAGGACAGUAAAACAAUGACGGGAAUUAAACAUAGUCAUUGAGUCGUGUAUGACUUUGGGUAAAUUUGGUUCUGAUCAUUAAAUGUACUGUUUUUUGAGGCAACACAUUGUCCUGCAAAUGCAAAUUCUGUUUUCUGGCUCUAAUUUCAAAUUAAUCUCUAACAAGAUUUCUUUGUUUUACCAAUAAAAGAAAAGAAACUAAAUUCUUGAAACUAAGAAA